AUGGCGGCUUCGGUUACAACACUCAUGAAGUUCUUCUUCUUUGCCCUAAUCCUCAUUAGCUUCACCGUGUCUCCGGCCAUGUCAACGGCACCGGAAGAAUGUGAAGCCGAGUCAAACAACCCAUGCGUUAACAAGGCUAAAGCCUUACCUCUAAAAAUCAUAUCCAUUGUAGCCAUUCUCCUAACCAGCAUGAUAGGUGUCUCGGCUCCUCUCUUUAGCCGAUAUGUUCCUUUCCUCCAUCCAGAUGGAAACAUCUUCACAAUUGUUAAAGCCUUCGCGUCCGGGAUCAUCCUCGGAACAAGUUUCAUGCAUGUUUUACCGGAUUCUUUUGAGAUGUUGUCAUCGGAAUGUCUAGAGGACGACCCAUGGCACAAGUUUCCAUUCACGGGCUUUGUCGCUAUGUUGUCGGGCCUAGUCACUCUAGCCAUCGACUCCAUGGCUACUAGCUUCUACACUAGCAAUAAUGGUACUGAAAUCGUGCCCGCUGCAAGUAACGGCGAUCAAGAGAGAGUGAAUCCGAUGAUAACUCAUGGUCAUAGUCACGGUCAUGGCGCUACAUUAACUACCAAAGACGGUGGCUCACAGUUAUUGCGGUACCGUGUCAUUGCUAUGGUGCUGGAGCUUGGAAUUAUAGUUCACUCCGUAGUCAUUGGACUAUCUCUAGGUGCAACAAAUGACACAUGCACCAUUAAAGGUCUUAUUGCAGCUCUUUGCUUUCAUCAAAUGUUUGAAGGCAUGGGUCUCGGUGGCUGCAUCCUCCAGGCGGAGUAUACGAAUGUGAAAAAGUUUGUAAUGGCCUUCUUUUUCGCGGUUACAACCCCAUUUGGGAUCGUUUUAGGGAUUGCAUUGUCGAGUAUUUACAGAGAUAAUAGCCCAACCGCAUUGAUCACUGUGGGAUUGCUCAAUGCCUGCUCAGCAGGACUGCUUAUUUACAUGGCCCUCGUCGACCUUCUAGCAGCUGAGUUCAUGGGGCCAAAGCUCCAAGGUAGCAUCAAGCUUCAGAUCAAGUGUUUCUUUGCCGCUUUACUCGGCUGCGGUGGAAUGUCAAUCCUUGCUAAGUGGGCUUAG
This is a messenger RNA of Arabis nemorensis, 1068 nucleotides long. The record is from the annotation of a GenBank genome assembly. Lineage: Eukaryota; Viridiplantae; Streptophyta; Magnoliopsida; Brassicales; Brassicaceae.